This is a messenger RNA of Dimorphilus gyrociliatus, 444 nucleotides long. The record is from the annotation of a GenBank genome assembly. NCBI's taxonomy places the organism in Eukaryota, Metazoa, Annelida, Polychaeta, Dinophilidae.
AACCUUCUAUAAAGGUGUAUCAACAUGGACAGACUACCUAAAGAUUAUGGUUACGUUAUUCUAACUGCUGUUGGGUCCCAAUUGGUCAAUACUUGGCUUGGAAUAAAAGUUGGCAAAGCAAGAAAGCAAUAUGGCGUUAAAUACCCAAUUAUGUAUAGCUGCGAAAAUGGCGGUGAUAACAUAUUCAAUUGUAUUCAGAGAGCUCAUCAGAAUACGUUGGAAAAUAAUCCAUCAUUCUUGACUUUGCUACUAAUCGCUGGUAUUGAAUAUCCACGCUUUGCCGCAGGAGCUGGUGGCAUUUAUAUUUUGGGAAAAAUUGCAUAUGCUAGAGGCUAUUCUACUGGAAAGCCUGAGGGAAGAUAUUGGGGAAGUUUUGGUUACAUUGGAGCCAUUUCUCUAAUGGGUUGUUGCAUCAAAAUGGCUUAUGAUAAUAUAAUGGCUUGA